This is a messenger RNA of Tuber aestivum (summer truffle), 1023 nucleotides long. NCBI's taxonomy places the organism in Eukaryota, Fungi, Ascomycota, Pezizomycetes, Pezizales, Tuberaceae. The record is from the annotation of a GenBank genome assembly.
AUGGCUCAAGCUGCAAAGCGGAUCACUCGGGUAACAAUCACUGUUUGCCCACUUUCAGGGAAUGAAGCUAACGGGUGUUUGUGCUGCAGGAGUAUACCGAGAUCGAGGCGAACCCUCCUCAGGGAAUCACAAUCCAGCCUAUUGAUGAGGAUAUGUUCAAGUGGAAUAUUGAAAUUACAGGUCCCAAAGAGUCCAUUUACGCUGUUAGUCCUCACAGUGAUACAAGCUCGAUUGCUGCCAAGUUGUAGUGGAAUAAAGCUAACUCCAAGUUUUUCUUCUCACAGGGCGGAACUUUCAAGCUUCUCCUAACACUUCCGACAAACUACCCAUUCAAACCUCCGGUUUUGUCCUUCCAGACGAAGAUCUAUCACCCCAACGUUACCAACGAUGACAAGGGGAGUAUGUGUCUUGGUAUCUUAAGGAGCGAUCAGUGGAAGCCCAGCUGUAAGAUCUUGGCGGUCCUCGAGAUGGCUCGCGGGCUAUUAAUGGAACCAAAUCCGUGAGUCAAAACGGCAUACCCACGAUUCCGACUGCACCGCACCCGAAGUUUGAAAGUACAUUGCUGACCUGAACAAAUUCAGAGAUGAUGCCGUUGAAACCUCUAUUGCCGAGCAAUACAAGAGCGACAAGGCUGCGUUCGAGAAGACGGCCAAGGCUUGGGUCAAGCAAUACGCAAAGUAGAUGAUUCGCGCAUGUCAAAAUGAGAUAAACCAAUAAAUUCUUCAUUCAUUUCUCUUUCUACUUUCUCCCUUCUUACACACCAGUCAUGGAACCACCGUUCGGGCCUCAGGACUAAGAAUGGAAGUGCCGAUGAUGUCAGGGGGUCGAACGGGCAUGAGCGUUCUGGGUGGAUUCUUCCUCCCCUCCAUUCUUCUUCUCUCCCUCUCUUUAUUUGUGCUGGUCUUCCCUCUUUUUGCUCUAUUGUUGUGUUCACCGGAUUAUUUACCCGUAUACAAUAGUAACAUGUAUCUCCACGAUGGAAGAGCGAAAGGAGGGAAACAAAACGAGGCAUUUCGUGUGGGC